CAUAUUAUUUCGAUUCGAAUUGGCAAAUGAUUACUCAUUGAUUGUACUCGUUUGUGUUGACUUCGCGCGUUUCAUUUAUUGAAAAUUAUUUACAACAAUGGUCACCCAAAAUUUUCACGGUGUUCGAGUUCUUUUGGUUGCUGGUGUAUUAUUGAUCAACAAAUUGAAUGUCGUUGAUGGAGAACCACCUCCUUUUUCGUCAUUGUGCGUGGAGCCUUAUGCACCAUUUGAUGAAACUGGUCCUUCCAUAGAACCUGGGAACCAACCGACCAAACCAUCACCACCACCGACACCACCACAAUUUAUCGGAGUUACAGAACCUUGGAACCAACCUACCAAACCAACACCACCACCGACACCACCUCAAUUUGUCGGAGGUGUUAUAGAACCUUGGAACCAACCAAUUCCUCCUACACCACCACCAUCAUGCAAGAAAGAUAAUGCUAUUAACGUGAAAUACGAUACCAAAUCACCGGGGGGCGAAUUGGCGAUCAAAUUUUCAUACGAUGAAAACAUCGACCAAGGGAAAAUGAACGUUAUGAUUUCAUACGAGACGGAAACUGAACCCGCAGCCAAGUUCUUCAAAGAACAAUUCACCGAUGAACUCGUACAAGGGUUCAGCAAAUGUGGUGUCAUCAAGUGGGACACCGUGCCAUGCUCCAUUUCCAAGAUGAAAGAUGGCCAAUUGUUUUGUCCUCAAGGUGCCAAACAAUGCGAAUUUGAUCAGAUACACGCUUGCGCAGAAAAUAUAUACAAAGAAGAUCCGCAGAAGAUGGCUUUAUUCGUCAUUUGCUUCUUUACCCAGAAUAACAAUGCUCAAGAAUGCGCCACCAAAAAUGGUAUGGUAUACGAUGAAAUAUGGAAGUGUGUGAGUGUUCAUGGAACUGACCUUUGUGACCUGUGUCAUCGGCAUAGCAGUGAUAAAGGGUUAGUUAAGACACCAAAUGAACCUCCGAAUCCGGUAGUUGAUCCAGGAUAUGGUAUUCAACCCGUAACAGACGACGACGUCUAUUAUCCAGACAAGAACAGCGGAUCUCUGCAGGGAACACCUCAUCCAGAUACAGUAGCAACUCCAGGAGUUCUAAAUCCAGUACCCCAUGACGAUCCUCCAAGUCCAGGAGGGAAUCCGAAUUUAGAUGGAAUAGCUGAUUUCAAAGGUGCUUUGUGCGCCAAAUUGGACGAAGGGAAGCUUAAAAAAUGUGAAUUUUGCUUCUGCUAAAUCACACUGUAGAUUGAAAAUUCACUUCAUGGCAAAAAUUCGUUAUAAUUACAUACUAGAAUAAAAAUGUACACAAUCCAGUGAACCAAUUCCAUAAAAUCCUUUGUGAACUACAUUUAUGUAAUUGCAGCGUUAUCUUCAUCAGCUUGACUCUAUGAUCAGUUAGUCGAUAAGAUUUCAAUAAAGUAUGUUCUA
Molecule: messenger RNA, 1414 nt
Organism: Planococcus citri (citrus mealybug)
Lineage: Eukaryota; Metazoa; Arthropoda; Insecta; Hemiptera; Pseudococcidae
Exons: 7
Coding region: 98-1219 (373 amino acids)
Molecular function (GO): oxidoreductase activity, acting on a sulfur group of donors, disulfide as acceptor
Source: RefSeq, a predicted model, not a curated record